This is a messenger RNA of Oncorhynchus keta (chum salmon), 2835 nucleotides long. RefSeq names its product protein IWS1 homolog. Gene Ontology annotation, cellular component: nucleus. The transcript has 17 exons. Gene Ontology annotation, biological process: poly(A)+ mRNA export from nucleus. Bases 398 to 2236 code for a protein of 612 amino acids. The record is from RefSeq and is a predicted model, not a curated record. Lineage: Eukaryota; Metazoa; Chordata; Actinopteri; Salmoniformes; Salmonidae.
AACUAAACGCAUGCGCAUAUUACGGCCCCAGUCCUUUGACGCUAUUUGAAACAUCGCAGGACUGUUUUUCUUCAGACAAAUGGAAGGCGAAGAGGACGAAUUCUUCUCCGGGAACCACUCUGGUUUGAAGGACAUCCCACAUAUGCUGAGGACUUGUUGGCUGCUUUUCCUUCUCUGCGUUCCGACUCAUCCCAAACCAUCUCAAUUGGGUUGAGGCCCGGCGAUUGCGGAGGCCAGGUCAUCUGGUGCAGAACUCCAUCACUCCAUCCUUCGUGAUGGUGGUGGCACCCCUGUACAGGAUGAAAAUGCUCCUGGUUCAGAUGCGGAAGAGGAGACAAGAAAUGAGUCGUGCCACUCAGAGGAUGAGAAUAGUCAUGGUGAGGCAGCAGCUCAGGCCAUGGAGACAAAUGGUUUGGCCAGUGGGUCAGACAACGAGGGCCACAAAAGGGAGGACAGUGACUCUGAGGAGGAGGCACCAGUCAAACGCAGCACCUCAGACAUAGAGUGCACCCCCCCAACCAAACGCAGAGGCAGCAACUCGGACAUUGAGGGGCCCCCAAUCAAACACAGAGGCUGUACCUCUGACAUGGAGGAGAAAGAAACCAAGCAGGCUGCAGCCGGGAGUGACUCUGAGAACGAGGAUCAGCCCCCGUCUCCAUCACGGAGCAGACACUCAAAUGCACGCAGUGAUUCUGAGACUGAGGUGCCCAAACACAAAGCGCAGAUCAAGUCUGAUGGAAAGGAGGAGGAGUGCGGUGAGAAGAAAGGGAAGUGGAAGGCUGUAAUGCAUUCCGAUAGUGAGGAUGAGGUGGAGGCUCGGUCAGUGAAAGCAGCUGCAGGCAGUGGCCAGGAGACGGAUAGUCCCGCAAAACGGGUGGUGGACUAUAGUGAGGAUGAUGACGCAAUGCCAAUGAAGAGGAAGAAAGCCAUCCUGUCAGACAGUGAAGAUGAGGAGGAAAAGGCUGACGAACCAGCGUCGAAGAAGAGCCGCACCGUAUCUGACGACGAGAACUCUGACAGUAACGCAGGCUCAGAAGCGCCCGACAAAACCAUGGCCAAACUGCGGGAACUGGGCUCAGAAAGCGAAGACGAGGAUGAUGGACAGAAGGCGACAGGAGGGAAGGAUGAGAAAACACUGUUUGGUAGCGACAGCGAAUCGGGUGACGAGGAAGAGAAAAUGAUUGCAGACAUUUUUGGUGACUCAGGUGAUGAAGAGGGGGAAGAGUUUACGGGUUUCAAUCAGGAGGAUCUGGAGGGGGAUAAGAACCAAUCACAGGCCUCGGCAAAGAAAGCAAUGGAAGACGACUCGGACUCUGACGAGGGCGUGGACAGGGGUGGUGUCCAAGACACCAGCUUCAUGUCAGACUUUGACGUGAUGCUGGCUCGUAAGAAGGCCCAGAGCGGGAAGCGACGACGGAACCGCGACGGGGGAACGUUCAUAAGUGAUGCUGAUGAUGUGGUCAGUGCCAUGAUCACCAAGAUGACAGAGGCUGCAGAGGAGGACAGAACACUGAAUGCUCAGAAGAAGCCAGCCUUAAAAAAGCUGACCCUCCUCCCCACUGUAGUUAUGCACCUGAAAAAGCAAGACCUCAAGGAGACGUUCAUCGACAGUGGAGUGAUGUUGGCCAUCAAGGAGUGGAUUGGCCCGCUGCCAGACAAGAGUCUCCCGGCCCUCAAAAUCAGAGAGGAUCUCCUCAAGAUCCUACAGGAACUCCCCAGCGUGAGUCAGGAGACUCUUAAACACAGCGGGAUUGGCCGAGCCGUCAUGUUCCUCUACAAACACCCCAAGGAGUCGCGCCCCAACAAGGACCUCGCCCUCAAACUCAUCAACGAGUGGUCCCGCCCCAUCUUUGGCCUGACAUCCAACUACAAGGGCAUGACGCGCGAGGAGAGACAACAGAGAGACCUUGACCAGCAAAUGCCGCAAAAAAGACUCCUCAGCUCAGGGGGACAGACUCCUCAUAGAGACCUGGAGAAAGUACUGACAGGAGAAGAGAAAGCUCUGCGCCCAGGCGACCCUGGGUUCUGUGCCCGAGCCAGGGUGCCUAUGCCAUCCAACAAGGACUACGUUGUGCGGCCCAAAUGGAACGUAGAGAGCGAGUCCAGAGCAGCCCCGGUUAAGAAGGGCAUGUCACGGGUGGACAAACAGUUGCGUCGCUUUGCCGACAUCAAGCGUAUGACGAAGACUGGUCACGCAGUGAAAAUCAGCGUCCAGGGCAACCAGAUGCCCCUCUGAUUUUUAAAACUUCUAGUUUUUUUCAGACUUUUUUUAUUUAUCCUUUUUUAUAUGUUGCUCCUAUAGCAUGGUCCCAGUUCAAAUUAUUGUUCAUUACUUUCUUGAAGUGAUUGGCUACAAGAAAGCAUAGGUUUCAAUUCAGAGCUGUGAUUAUUCCAAGGAAGGGAUGAUAGAAUAAUGCAAUUAUUUCUUUGAUUUGGGCCAGGGUCCCAGUUCUGUGUGCUUUAGCCAACUCCUCUAACUAGCAUGACAAUGUUUAGAAGAGUUGGCUAAAGCACAUGGGACCAUUCCCUAUUACAAACCCCCUCAGCCCACCCUGAAUGUAUGAUAGUGGUGUGGAUUCACAGGCUGGUUGGCCUUCGGUCCUCUAGACUGGGAUAGAUUCAAUACGGAGUGUGGAAGAUUCACGUUGUAGCGCGAUUGAGCAGACAUUUAGCGUUUACCAAACAUUGCCCUUAAAUUGCAAUUGCUCCAUAUUGAAUAUACAUUAGGCCUUCAUUGUUUUACUUUGUUUCUGAAGAAGCUGGACAGACUUAGGAGCUUGCCUGUGUGCUGGUUGGUUCCGAAGUUACUUUCAUAAUAAAGAGGGUUUCACCAGA